AUGGCCCAUUUAGUGGAAUGCCUAUCCAACCAUAAGCAGAAAGAAAAACCACAGCAUGAUGAGGCCACCAUUCACUCUGAGAGCCAGGGCGAUCUACAUGGUCAUGCGAUAGAUGGUCUUGAAGCAGGCCAAAGAAUUCGUGACACAGCUGGUGUAGUUCUAAUGGAAGGUGAUGAAGCCCAUUAUAUCGGCUCUACUGACGGUAGGAGCAAUCUUGCGAUGAAAGAGGGACAAAGAAUGACUUACGACAAAGUUGUCAGCCAAGCAAAAGACGUGUUAUCAGAAACACGAUAUCACGCCAUUAAAUCAGCAAAAUAUGCUCUGAACUUUGUUCUCGUGCUUCCAACUAAUUUGACACUAAGCCUGUCAAGGGGGUUUCACAACGCACCGAGGCUGUACCAUGAUGAUACUGUUCACUCAAUUCCAAAAGUCAUGGAGAUCAAGAGUGGAUUAAGAGCAGCCGGCAAGGAAAUGUAUCAUUGA
Trichoderma asperellum CBS 433.97 is the source of this 483-nucleotide messenger RNA. RefSeq lists its product as uncharacterized. The record is from RefSeq and is a predicted model, not a curated record. NCBI's taxonomy places the organism in Eukaryota, Fungi, Ascomycota, Sordariomycetes, Hypocreales, Hypocreaceae.